This is a messenger RNA of Rhopalosiphum maidis (corn leaf aphid), 1683 nucleotides long. RefSeq lists its product as uncharacterized. The record is from RefSeq and is a predicted model, not a curated record. The transcript is spliced from 4 exons. NCBI's taxonomy places the organism in Eukaryota, Metazoa, Arthropoda, Insecta, Hemiptera, Aphididae. Bases 101 to 1174 code for a protein of 357 amino acids.
AUCGCCGGUGGUACACGGGCACGGCCACAGCAUCACCGUCGUCGACGUCGUCCUCGAGCCGCACGCUACGCAAGCACGCCGCACAGUCAGCCGGCGCCCGAUGAAAGCCGCAACGCUCCUGGCCGCCUUGGCCUGCCUACUCGAGGUCUUGCAUGCAUUCCCGUUCAAUUUCAACAAGAGGAAUUUAGAUUCUCUUGCCAGAACCGGGCAGUUACCAGAAUACAAAAGGUCGCUAGCUUCAUUGGCAAAGAGUGGACAAUUGCCCGAAAAAUUGGUUCAGGAGAAACGGAUGUUGGACGUGUUGGAGCAAGCAAGCGAUGCAAACUCAAAAGCCAUCCAAGAGCAAAGAAAUCGAAUAGUAGAGGAAAUCAAAAAUUUGGCAUUCACUGGGUUAACAAAAAGACAAGCAGCUUCCGAGCCUGAUUUCCGUGACGAAUUUAAAUCGGACUUGAGGAGCAUAUUAGACCAGUUUUUGGAAAAAUUUGGGACAACAUAUGAUCCAGAAAAGGUAGAGCUGUUUUUGACCAACAUGGCCGACGAAGUGUUUGAAAACCAUGGUGUAGUUUCAUUAGACCAUAUCCGAUUCUUGAUUGAGACUGGUUACUUCCAACCAGAAAUGCGCGAAGAAGAUGAUGUAAAACCAGCUGACGGAGAUUCGUCGCCAGACGACUAUAUCGCCAAACGAUUCAUGGCCUCGCUAGCCCGGACUGAUAACAUGCCUUUUUGGUACAACAGCCCGAGGUACGUCGCCAAGCGGUACAUUUCUUCAUUGCUGAGACAAGGAAGAUUGCCUUAUGGAUUCCAACCCACCACGGAGUCGUCGACGAAAAAGCAAGACUGGACCUCACAAGAUGGCCAAAAACCUAAGAGAAGUGACGCGACGUUUCAAAAUAGUGAAGAGUUUAUACCCGUGAUGCAAGGUAGCAAAAGCUUACAGAGUAUUAUCGACGACUUGACACAAGAACCUAUGCAAAAAAGAUACUUGGCAGGGAACGUCGAGAAUACUGAGCGGUCGUUUGAAGAACUCGGGUGGGACCACCAGCAGUCGUCGGCAGCAACAGAACAGGCGCAAACAGACGACGGGAUGAAGGACAAGAGGUAUCUGUUACUGCCGGCCGUGGACAACAUAUUGUUGCGUAGGCAGUACCCUCAUUUAGCGACAAAUAAAAUUUAAUCUAAUACUAAGUUACACGCUUCGCCGACGUAUACAAUAUUAAACGAACGUAAUGUUUUAACGAUAAUACAUAAUAAUAUAUUAAUAUAAUAUAACGUCAUAUUUACCACGUUGUAUCAAACAUAAUAUUCACUAUCCGUCCGGUACGGCGGCUGCACACUGUUAUAAUUCACAAUAAAUUAUCUUCAUGAUAUAAGUAUUAUGAGUUUAUGACGUGUGCACUGUCGGACUCACCGGACGGGUAAGUACAAUAAUCGACAAAACCUUUUUAUUGAAAUUUCUCAAAUUAUAAGACAAUAACUAUGUGUGUUUCUUAAUAAUUAAAUUAUCGUACGUAAAACAUAUAUAAUAAUAAUAAUAAUAAUAUGUAAUGUCUGUGUGUUGACAUACUAUUUAGCUUUUGCCACGUUAAGAAAAAAAAAAGUAUCAACAUUUAAGAAUAGGUACUAGAACAUUACAGUUCUCUAUAUGGCUAUUAUAUUGUAGACGUUUAUCCUCUAUUAUAAUAA